AUGGGUCAAGAGCUGUGCGCAAAGACUCUCCAGCCUGGAUGCAGCUGCCAUCGCUGUUGGGAGGGAGGCGAUGCACACAGCUGUCAGAGGAGUGCGCCUGUGACGACGGAGGCUGAGAUCGAGCUAACAGACCUAAAAGAAGCAUCAUGUUCCAUGACUUCAUUUCACCCCAGGGGACUUCAGACUGUCCGUGCCCGGAAGUUCAAGAGUAAAAGGCCACGAAGUAACAGUGAGUCUUUUCAGGAAGAGGAUCUGAGGCAGGGCUUUCAGUGGAGGAAGAGCCUCCCUUUUGGAGCAGCCUCAUCUUACUUGAACUUGGAGAAGCUGGGUGAAGGUUCUUAUGCUACAGUUUACAAAGGGAUUAGCAGAAUAAACAGGCAAUUAGUGGCUUUAAAAGUCAUCAGCAUGAAUGAAGAGGAAGGAGUCCCAUUUACAGCUAUCCGGGAAGCUUCUCUUCUGAAGGGUUUGAAACAUGCCAAUAUUGUGCUUCUACAUGACAUAAUCCACACCAAAGAGACCUUGACAUUCGUUUUCGAAUACAUGCACACAGACCUGGCCCAGUACAUGUCUCAGCACCCAGGAGGGCUUCAUCCUCACAAUGUCAGGCUUUUCAUGUUUCAACUUUUGCGGGGCCUGGCGUACAUCCACCACCAACACGUUCUUCACAGGGACCUGAAACCUCAGAACUUACUCAUCAGUCACCUGGGAGAGCUCAAACUGGCUGAUUUUGGUCUUGCUCGGGCCAAGUCCAUUCCCAGUCAGACAUACUCUUCAGAAGUUGUGACCCUCUGGUACCGCCCUCCUGAUGCCUUGCUGGGAGCCACUGAAUAUUCCUCUGAACUGGACAUAUGGGGUGCAGGCUGCAUCUUUAUUGAAAUGCUCCAGGGUCAACCUUUGUUUCCUGGGGUUUCCAGCAUCUUUGAACAGCUGGAGAAGAUCUGGGAGGUGUUGGGAGUCCCUACGGAGGAUACCUGGCCUGGAGUUUCCAAACUACCUAACUACAAUCCAGAGUGGUUCCCGCUGCCUAAACCUCAAAGCCUUCAGAAUGUCUGGAACAGGUUGGGCAGAAUUCCUGAGGCUGAAGACCUGGCCUCGCAAAUGCUGAAAGGCUUUCCCAGAGACCGCGUCUCCGCCCAGGAGGCACUGGGUCAUGACUAUUUCCGCUCCCUGCCGUCUCAGCUGCACCAGCUUCCCGAUGAGGAGUCUUUGUUUACAGUUUCAGGAGUAAGGCUGAAGCCAGAAAUGUAUGACCUUUUGGCUUCCUACCGCAAAGGUCACCACUCAGCCCAGUUUAGCAAAUGCUGGUGAAAAGAAAGGGGGACAUCACCAAGAGCCUUCCAGGGCUACAUUACUGCUGCGUCCACUUUAAUUUGCUUCAGCUUCCUGAGAAGC
Messenger RNA from Molossus molossus (Pallas's mastiff bat), 1392 nucleotides. RefSeq names its product cyclin dependent kinase 15 (gene CDK15). Gene Ontology annotation, biological process: protein phosphorylation. The record is from RefSeq and is a predicted model, not a curated record. NCBI's taxonomy places the organism in Eukaryota, Metazoa, Chordata, Mammalia, Chiroptera, Molossidae. Gene Ontology annotation, cellular component: nucleus; cytoplasm; cytosol. The transcript has 14 exons. Gene Ontology annotation, molecular function: cyclin-dependent protein serine/threonine kinase activity; ATP binding; cyclin binding. Bases 1 to 1308 code for a protein of 435 amino acids.